ACUACCUCUGCCUUAAACUUUUAACUGAGAUUUAAAAAUUUUAAACGAGGGUAUUUAAGCAUCCAUGUCAAUACCUUACUUAACUGAGCUAAGAUUUAAAAUUAAGAAAUAAAUAUUUUCGUCAAGGCAUUACAUUUUACAUGACGAACUUUUACUUAAGUGUCAAGUAAAUAAUUGUGUCAGGCAUAUAACAUUUCGGUGACUAGUUGGCUAUAUUCUGCAAGAAACCAUGACAACAUUAUCUUAGUGUCUCGUUUUCGUUGUUCAACGGACAAAAUGAUAUUUACUGGGAGCUCGUUUAUGCCAAAAAUGUUCAACAUAGUCUGUCUUGCUUUCUUUUUGGCUGCGCUUAGAACCACAGCUUCACUGUCGUGUUACACGUGUAGUGACGUAGAUAGUUUAGAGAACUGUCAAUCAAAUAUGACAUGCGGAAGUGGACAGUCAUGUUUCACACGAUCCGAAACAAUAGGACAAAAUCAGACAUUUACGAUGGGAUGUACAGACGAUGAGAAUUGUGACAAUAUACCUCCAACACUUUCGGCCGAACAGUGUUACGAGUGCUGCGGAACUGAAAAGUGUAACGAUCUCCUGUGUCAACAGGAAACACCUGUACCCUGCGUGGACACGUACGAAAACUGUGACAUGUUGGACUAUUUGUUUGACGUAUGUGAUGAUAUACAUGAUGCUAAAUUUGUCUGCUGAAAAUCCUGUGACCUGUGUUUGUUAGUUGAUGGUAACUGGGCUGACUGGUCCUCUUGGUCAUCGUGUGAUGUGACAUGUGGGUAAGGAAAACAUACAAGAACACGAACAUGUACCAAACCAGCACCUGCGUACUGGGGACUGGACUGCGAAGGAACGAUACUGAUAUAAAGCAAUGCGUCAGACCUUUAUGUCCCGAGCAUGGAGGCUGGACCGACUGGACAGACUGGGGAACAUGUUCAGUAACUUGCGGAAUAGGUGUACAGAAAAGGCACCGUACAUGUACCAAUCCAUCACCGUUAAGGUAUGGCGACCACUGUUUUGGGGACACAAUGGACGUAAACAUAUGUGUGAAAGAUCCAUGCGAAGCUGUAGACGGAGGAUGGACAGAAUGGGGUGGAUGGGGUAAUUGCAGUGCGUCUUGUGAUUGGGGUUUGCGUAAACGCUCAAGGUCGUGUACAAACCCUUGUCCGGAUCCAUAUGGAAAAUACUGCGACGGUGAUUCAAGUGAUGUGGAAAUAUGUUAUAGAAAAGCCUGUCAUAAGUAUAUAAGACCUGGACGUAUGUCGGCUUUAGGAAUUUUUCCGUAUACUGUUUCGGAUACAAGUGUUACAUUCAACGCCUACAAUAUCACAGACAUAACGCCAACACCAGCAUUAGGCGAAGCAGGAUUCACUGGAUGGAUCAUACCAGAAACUGACAGCGCAAAUGGUUCGGGAAAUAUUACGCUAUAUGAAAAUCAACCUGUAGGGGCCACAGACAUUAAGUUCAAAGUUAAAGAAGACCAAGACUCCGUAGGGUACAAGGUGGAAACAUUAACUGACGAUUUCUCUGUAUGGUCUAGAGGUAGACUGAUUCUGAAGACACCAUUAGACUACGAAGUUAUGAAAACCUAUGUUUUGGAGAUUAGCGCAACGACAAAUUCCAGCGAAAAUGGUUCUUCAGGGAGUUCCGCAACAGCCACCGUCACAGUGAACAUUAUUGACGUAAAUAAUCCACCGGCUUUUAAAUCCUCCUCCUACGGAAUCUGUGUUGCGGAUGGGUUGGAUUCAGGAACGGAUGUGAUUCAAGCGAAGGCUACUGGAGACUCUUCUCUGAUGUCAUAUUCGAUAGCAAAUGGUGAUGAUAACGGAUAUUUCGUUAUAGGCAACACGACUGGUAUGAUCAGUGUAGCUCCAAACAAAACCCUGGAUGCGUCUGUAACGAGAGGCUACGCUCUUCAGAUCAAAGUCAAGGACGAAGGUGAAGAUGAGUCACCGUAUGACGUCACAGCAACAACCUCAGUGUUUAUUGUCCUAGCGGAUAUGAAAUGUAGCAUAGCAAGCACAAUUAAUAUCGGUGUUAUGACUGUCCUUCUGACGCAAAUACUUAACUUUCUGUUUUGAUGAACGCGUAUUACAUUAAACGCCUUUUUUACCCUAUUUGAUAUUCAAAUGUAUAUGUGGAGUACUGAGUGCUCGGAAUCCAUUGCGUUGUUGUCAGUUUCUUAAAUCCAGACUACAUUUUUCUAUUCAACCGUUGAACAUUUUAGUGUUAUCUUCGAUAAAUGAUUUAUAGGACUUCACCUUUGGUUCAGUAACUGAAAACUCUACGU
Molecule: messenger RNA, 2293 nt
Organism: Mercenaria mercenaria
Lineage: Eukaryota; Metazoa; Mollusca; Bivalvia; Venerida; Veneridae
Exons: 16
Coding region: 777-2084 (435 amino acids)
Biological process (GO): homophilic cell-cell adhesion
Cellular component (GO): membrane
Molecular function (GO): calcium ion binding
Source: RefSeq, a predicted model, not a curated record